AAACUGCUUCAGAUUUUAUUCAUUUGCUGAAACAGGUGGUCUUAGAGAGUCGGUUCCUCACGUGGAUCGCCUGUUCUUCUUCUUCCUCGUCGAGGGAGAAAGCACAGCAAGAAGAAAGGACUUUGUUUUUCCCCUUGUCCUCUCUUUUGGGUAGUGAUUAAUCGAUGGCGGGGAUGUUGCCCGGCGUGGAAUGUGCCCGAAGAAGACGGUUCCAUCAGAGCGGCGGCGAUGCUCCGAGCGUCACCGGCGGGACACGGAGGCCGUCGUUCUGUUUAUACACCAGUAAACACGAAGGGAACUCCCAUACUUCGAUUCCGUCUUUGGUUUCCCGGCAGAGAAAUGUACAGAGUCAGGCGUUGGAGGACAAGAAGCUGGGAGGAGCAGCCAGGGAGGCCAAAGAAAGACUGGACGAGAGGCUUAGAACUCAGAGGAAAUGGUCAGAUUCCAAAAGACGAGCCGUGAAAUCUGGGACUCUGAGAAUCGUGGACGCAAGAACGAUGUCGCCACUAGGCGAAUUACAGACGGAAGUGUGGGGAGCGAAAUCAUCGAGGUGGGAGAGACUGAAGAUGAUGAAAUGGAAGGCGGCGGCGACGAAAACGGCCGCGGAGCAAGAAGAGUGCACCAUUUGCCUGGAUUUGUUCAGGGCAGGGGACCAUUUGGUGCACCUUCCAUGCGCCCAUAGGUUCCACUCGAAGUGCCUCCUGCCAUGGCUCGUGACCAAUGCUCACUGCCCCUGUUGUCGGAUGGAAAUUCACGUCGAGAUUCCAUCUUAGUUGUAGGCUGUUUAGAAGGUGAUAGGAUGAUGGCCCGGUUUCAUUGAAUGUAGUGGUACGUUUUGGUUUGUUUCUUGUCCCCCUCGCCUCUUGGACUUUUGUGUAAGAUAUGUAUGUAACGUGUGAUGGCCAAAGAAGUUGCGAGCUCAUUAAUUCAGCAAUGGAAACUAGCUGGAGGAGGAGGAAGCAAGGAUUGGAUGGAACCCUUGUUUGAAUGAUAAUGAGUGGUGAUGGGGAAUUCAUAUGGAUGUUACUUGAUAACUUGAUAGGACUUUGAUUUGAAACGGAGAUUGAUUGGCUU
This is a messenger RNA of Linum tenue, 1074 nucleotides long. Lineage: Eukaryota; Viridiplantae; Streptophyta; Magnoliopsida; Malpighiales; Linaceae. The record is from the annotation of a GenBank genome assembly.